Molecule: messenger RNA, 2785 nt
Organism: Anopheles funestus (African malaria mosquito)
Lineage: Eukaryota; Metazoa; Arthropoda; Insecta; Diptera; Culicidae
Exons: 4
Coding region: 416-1735 (439 amino acids)
Cellular component (GO): extracellular region
Molecular function (GO): chitin binding
Source: RefSeq, a predicted model, not a curated record
UUGCCCCAUAUUCCAUAAUACAAAAACCCUCUUUAAGCGUCUAAUUCAACCUCCAUCUCUUUCCUUCUCUCUCUCUCUCUUUUUCUCCGUUUCACGUUUAUCUUGUACUUUUUUCCCCCUUUAUACCGGCGUCCAGGUGCGUCCACAGUACCGUCCGAGCUUGAGACGUCCAUCCGUAGGUGGUAGCGGUAAGCCAAGCAGCAGCCAAACGUCCAGAGAGCAGCCAGACACCACGACCGAACGCACCAAGAGCACGCGACGCUCUGAAGUGCCCUCUGCCAGCGUCGAGCAGGCGACCUCCGAUCAGCAGCCGACGACAGCGACGACGCCGUCACUGUUGGUGCGCCGUCGCCGUCCCACCACCGCCUCGAGCUAUCUGGCCAAAAUUGCGAACCGACAGCGGCCGACCAGUGUGAUGUCAUCGACGGAGGAAACGACCACCGUCGCCACCGCCAAGUCCGAGGUGUCGCAAAGCCGACCCGGCCGUCCGAAUCUCACCAGCAACGGUAGCAUACGGCGCAAAUAUGGACCCGCUAAUAGAACCGGUUACACUGGCAGCACCACCACCGCAGCGGGCAGCGAGAGCACCACGAUCCCCAACGCUACCAGCGAGACAAGCCCAGGUGCAGCAGAAGUAUCUACUCGACCGGUAAAUUCAUUGUUUAAACGGCGAAACAAUGGUUCGCCGCUGACGCGCACCACAACACCAACACCCCUAGAGUCAGUUCCCUCCUCUACAGGGGCACCAGUUAGUAGCAAGUUCUUUAAGAAAAAUAAAUAUCGUACCGGUGGGCUCAGUACCGGACCGGGUGCCGAACGUAACGUUAAUGAGCAGCAAGCAGUACCGGCCCAGUCGCUCGAUGUGUCCGGUGUCGAUCAAAACAUUGAGCCCAGUAUACGGCAGAACAGUAAGCUGUACAAUGCGAAGAAUCGCUAUCAGCAGAUAGGCGAACAUGAGGAUGGUGAACCGAUCGAGCAGGAACUGAUCGAUGCGCUUACCACACUGUCGCGUGCACCGUUGCCAAUCGUUAGCACGACGACCGUUCGCAACGGGUACGAAGGUGUGGUGGAUAAGGAGUGGGUCCGGCAGCAGCAGAAACAAACGCCACCGUUUGUGGCGGAAGUGAACGGACGAGCGACUACGCACAAAUACAACGUUACGCACGACUAUCCUAACACGCUCGCAUACAGCGUCCCAGUACAGGCGACGUCAACGCACAAAUUGCAGACACCCAUUCAGAGGCCCCGUAUUGCGACGCACUCGGAGUAUUACUAUCAGCAAACGACACCAGGACUUAUUUACACUUCACCGAUCGCAACGGCAACGAUUAGUCCACGGCAGGACACUACCUUACUGUCACAGUUCCCCCGAAAUCAUCAACCGGCGCACUACGAGAGGCAACCCAACAGUGGUAGAAGAAAGCAGAAGGAUGACGUUACAGGACGUACCUAUCGUCCUGCUCCAAUCGAUUACGACUACUACGAUGAUGGAGAUACGCGUAAAGUGGGAAAAUCUAGUUCACAGGUUAAAGUGAUCAUGCACGGACCAGGCAUUAUCGAGUGUCUCGAUCAGGGCAACUUUCCACAUCCGCUGUCAUGCAAAAAGUUCAUCUCUUGUGCCAAAAUGGAGAUCGGAGGCGUUAUCGGUUGGGAGUAUACCUGCCCGAAGGGUCUCAGUUACGACCCGGUCGGUGGCAUCUGUAACUGGUCCGCCGGGUUGGGUUGCAACGAGUGAACGAGUUGCCCACCACCAACCACUACUCAAUAUAUUUAAGCGUGUAAAACCGUCCAUUAUUUGGGUUGUAGUUAAAUGAAGCGAAACCGAACACUAAGACUGGUGUCUGCUCUCUUCCUGUUUUUUUAGGGCUAGCAUUUUAUAACAUCGUUAAUUAUGUAGCUACAUACCUUCCGCUAGUGGGGUUUUUUUUUGGUUAGGGGACUAAUACCUAAUACCUAGACCUGAGUAACCACCUAGCGUUGGAGGAUGAGCCAAAGCCGAACGAUCAGACUUUAGAAUUUAGUCAUUUAUUCCAAUCUCUGGAGGCACACUCUCUGCUAAUGCGAGAUUAGCAUUAAGCUUUUUUUUGUUGUUGUUUAGUUUAUCCUAGAGUUGUGUGAAAUAUUGGGCGUCUACUUACUUUUAAAAUGAUAUGACCAUUUUUUUUUUUGCUUCUUUGUGAUAAAGUUUAAAACAGAUUUCUUCAACAAAAAACAAAGAAAAAAGCAGACGUUCGCUUGGCUGCACACUUACCCAGUGUUUAUAUCAACUUUUGUUCAUUUUAUCAUACCUUACCAUCAUCGUUAUGUUUAAGGCAAUAUUUAAAUUUAAACAAAAAAAAAGUUAUCAAACCAAUAUCUCGCUACUUUUGCUGAGUGAUGUUUUCUUUCAUUUUUUUGGGGAUUUUUUUUUCUUCUUAAUUUUAUAAUUUGUUCUCAUUAUUUUCAACCGCCUAUAAGUAAGUGGUUUAAAGCAAAAUCUACAGGAAACAAUUUGUGAAAGUUAGUAAUAUUAAAAUACACUAAAAAACGAAACCAGUAGAAUGGCCUCCUCUAGUAUGAGAUAUCUACAAGCUAGUGGCGCUUUAUCUUACUCUAUUGGGUAGAACGGCAACAAGGACUGAUGAGCUGUAUCUUACUCUUCAUGCAUGAACAUUAAAUUUGCAAACGCAACGCGACGACUUUUGUUUGCAACAAAACAAUCUCUUUAUCGGAUAGCAAUACAAUACACAACAUUGUUAAUGUUAAUUUACUCCAUUUUGUAAUAAAAUAGACAUACGACGAAACA